Messenger RNA from Cyphomyrmex costatus, 1358 nucleotides. RefSeq names its product putative nuclease HARBI1. The record is from RefSeq and is a predicted model, not a curated record. Bases 276 to 1358 code for a protein of 360 amino acids. The transcript is spliced from 6 exons. NCBI's taxonomy places the organism in Eukaryota, Metazoa, Arthropoda, Insecta, Hymenoptera, Formicidae.
AGUUGCGUUACAUUUGCGAAAAGUUCGCGUUAUAUUAUCUUUAACUAGAAAAUUGUAUUCUGUAAGCUAUCUGAACGCAAUUUGUAAAGUAUCUCUUCGCGUUAUGUAAAGUAACAUUAACGCGGGCUAUUGGACAGCGUUAAAUUCAUUAACGCAAUCAUAUAGUUAGGUUAAUGUAACUUUUGUAAUCGUGGAUACAGUACACGGGUCUCGAAAAUCCAAUUAUUUCAACAUACGAAGGCUAAAAAAAGAAGUGGAGUACGGUACAAGACUCAAUGUUAAGUCAGGUACCUACACUGAAUCAAAACGAUGACCAAUUUAUCAGAAUUUUUCGAUUGUCAAAAGAAGCGGUGACUUAUUUAUGUAAUGUACUUGAACCCUUUGUGCAGCGUAGACGAAAGAGUGGAAUAAGUGUACAAACCCAAGUUUUAUGUGCAUUAAGAUUUUUUGCUAUUGGCUCCUACCAGAAAGGUAUCGGCAAUGAUUAUUUAGUAUCAUUAUCACAACCAGCUGUGAGUAGAGUGGUAAGGACAGUAGCAUUAGCUAUUAUUGAAGUGCUUGCUCAUGAAUGGAUAAGAUUUCCAAGGACAGAAGAAGAACGAGCAGUUUUGAAAGAAAGAUUUCAAGAAGAAAGAAAUUUUAAAGGAGUAAUCGGUUGCCUCGAUUGUACUCACGUAGCAAUUGUGAGACCUAAAAUUCAUGAGGAAGCAUACCUUAACCAUAAAGGUUUCCAUUCUAUAAACGUGCAGGCAGUAUCGUCGCACGAUUUAGAAAUUCUGAGUAUAAACGCCAGAUUUCCAGGAAGUGUACAUGAUAACUUUAUUUGGAAAAAUUCUGCCGUAAGGAAUGAAAUGAUGCGGUUAUAUGAAUCUGGAGAGCAAUCAACAUGGCUUUUGGGCGAUUCAGGCUACAGCUUGGAACCUUGGUUAAUGACACCAAUCAUAGGUGCAGCAGAAGGAAGCGCAGAAGCUCGAUACACAGAAUGUCAUUCAUCAACUAGAAAUUGUGUCGAAAGAAUGUUUGGACUUCUAAAAAAUGUAUGGAGAUGUCUCCUCAGUCAUCGUGUAUUGCAUUACGAACCAAUUAUAGCAUCAAAUAUAAUAACAGCUUGUGCUGUAUUGCACAAUAUUCGAUUUCAUUUUAAUCUUAUGCAUAGAGAAUUCGAUAUAGAUGAAGAGGGCGAAGCUGAAGCUGUCCAAAGAGCUGAACUUGCAAAUGUCAGAGCCUGUAACCGUAUCAGAGCACAAGAAAUAAUUGAUGCUAAUGAAGCGCAUUUAAAUCAGGGAAAUAGAUUAAUAGAAGCAAGAAGAGUACAGAGAAGAAUUCUUCGAACUCAAUUUGAUUUACGAGAAGAUUGA